Molecule: messenger RNA, 5318 nt
Organism: Ictalurus furcatus (blue catfish)
Lineage: Eukaryota; Metazoa; Chordata; Actinopteri; Siluriformes; Ictaluridae
Gene: trim66
Product: tripartite motif containing 66
Exons: 19
Coding region: 651-3980 (1109 amino acids)
Molecular function (GO): zinc ion binding; protein binding
Source: RefSeq, a predicted model, not a curated record
AAAGACGGCAGCGUUACCUGGAAUGACGUGAUUGGAAGAGAAGUGGGGGGUUGAAAGUCUCGCGAUGUUUAAACGAGAUUGUGACUCAGGGUUGAAGGAGACAGUUGGACGGAAGCGACCUCUAGUGGCGUGGACUGAAGUGACCAUCAGGUCAGGGUGAAGAACUUGAGCGGUCGGGAUGCUGCUCAUCGCAAAUCAUUCUGAUGAUCGUGAGUGAGGAAGUCACGCGCUCCAGACCGCCACCGACCCCGACUUUAUUACACACCGACUUUAUUACAGCGCGCGCGCUUCCGGAAACUUAUUUCUAUCUGCGCAACGCUUGCACGCGCACUUCGGUUCUGCUUUUGACAGUUUUAUUUAUUAUUUAUUUUUACAGAAAGAUCAUUUUAGAUUGUGUGUGUGUGUGUGUGUGUGUGUGUGUGUGUACUCGCCACAUCGUUGUUAAAAUAACCCUAACGCUGCAUUGAGGAUGAGGAUGAAGAUGAAGAUGAGGUUUUAUCCGGAGCAGCUCAGACGCAGGGGCUCGUCCUAAAUCAGCUCCGGUUCCUGGCGGAUGAAUGAAGCGGAUCUGCGCAGCUUCCAGAAAAGCAAGGUAGAGCUGUCUCACUGCACCGGAGUCUGGGCGUGAUCUCGUCACACUGGACGCAGUCAUGGAGAAGUGCUGUUCUGAGUGUCCGGAGCCACGACUGGCCCAGAGUUUAUGCACCUUCUGCAACAAGUGGUUGUGUUUCCAGUGUACCGAUCUGCACCAGCACGAGAGAACACCAGCAGCUCCACCAGCCGAGUCCCGGCAUCACCCGAGCUCCAGCAGUCCCACGGUGCCAUCAGAACCAGGUUCGGCUUGUUGUGGCCGCGCGGUUGUCAGGUGUCCACUCCAUAAACAGGAGCUUCUGGAGCUCUUCUGUGAGACGUGUGACCUUCUGGCCUGCAGCAUCUGCCACCUGUCUUCACACAAGGACCAUCGGCUGGUCCAUGUUGGCAAGGCUUUACAGGAUCAGCAGUGGCUCCUGGAGAACCUGAUGGCUCGGGUGGAGGAGAAGAGAUCGGCUGUGGAGAACACCGCCAAGCAGAUUCAGGGCAGACUUCACAGCGUAAAGAUCACGCAGAGGAAGGCUGAGAACCAGAUUAAAAUGGCCAAGAUGAUCAUGAUGAACGAGCUGAACAAACGGGCCAACCUAUUAAUAGAGCAACUGGAGAGUAUCUCCAGCGGUUUUAAGCAGCAUCUGGAGGGCCAGCUGCAGGGGGCGAUAGAGCUCUGUAGCCAGCUGGAGCACGUGCAGAACUUCAUCACCUGGGCGGUGGCGCAUCACAGGAGGAACCCGCUGCUGUUCAGCAAAGAGCUGAUCGCUCUUCAGAUGCAGCAGCUCCUGGAGCCGCUCGUACACUCCGAAACCUGGGCACCUCUGAAAAUAAAGUUCAACUGGGACGCCAGCUUCUGGACCAAGCAGAUCUCCACUCUGGGUCAGCUCAGCGUCGAUGGAGGAAGCCGCUCGUACUCCGAGGCAGUGGGCCGGCCCGCUAUCCUGAGACCUCAGCCUGUUCCCUGCGUGUCCGUGCCGUCUCUGUGUUACCCGCUCCGAGAGACAGACUGCAGCUAUCAGUCCUUCUGCCAGCACCAGCUCUGCUGCCUGCACUGCAGACCGGCUCCGUCUGUCCCGCUGGAGAAGUACCCGCUUCCAUUGGACAAGUAUUCGGUACCGCACUCUCAGGAACCCAGCUGCAGUUCUCCUCCGAGCCUGCAGAGGUGCUGGAAUUCUGAUUCCACGGCCCAAGUGCAUCCAUCCCAGAAUUCCACGCUGCCUGAGUCAGUGCAGCGGAGCCCGGACCCGGACGCAGUGAAACACCCUGCCGCGAGCAGCCCAGAGUGUCCCACAGAUCGGGAGAUCUUUCCAGAAAAACAGCUUGAAGAUCCAGCGGGCGUGGAGUGCAGUGAGGCUCGUCUCUCGGCGCAGACAGAUGAGGACACGGUGAGUACAUGGACGGAGAAGCAUGCAGUUGCUGGAGCAUUUCUGGACCUGAGGCGAGGAAAGCAGAGAGAGGAUAAUGUGUCCGGUGUUAAAGUCGGAGAUGUGGAUUAUCACGCUGUAAAUAAUCCCUUCGUCAGCAGAACACUUCUCUUCCUCCUCUUUCUGCAUAGAAGCCCUGGACCCUCAGACAUGCUGGUACAGAACGAAGGAUGUGGAGCUAACUCCCAGAGCCCAGAGAGCAGAACCGGAGUGUGCAGCAUCUCAGCAGAACCGGGAUCAUCAGGCAGCACUUCAUACGAAUCCUGUUCUCUCGGGGUUAAUCAGAGCGGAGGAACAGCGGCCGAGGGACAGGAACACACGCCGGCACGGCAGGCGGACUACGCAAGUCCUACUGACAAAACUCCAGACGAUGUGAUGAUCCGGCGUCAUCCGGACAGUCGUGAUGGUUCGUCUCAGACGGCCUACAAGACUGAGCCAGAUAACGUGUAUACGUCAUAUUCUUAUGAAAAUAUCAGCUGUAUAUCUCCGACUAAAUACAACACGUCACGAAAAGUUCAGGACACCAGAAAAGCUCCUGAGGGUUCUAAGGUUCCAGUUGUGUGUCUGGAACGGCUGAAGAUCCUGGUGUCCAGAUGUCCACCACAGGGACACCACAGCAUGGAUCCUCCUGCUGACUCCAGACUGAAGAGUGAAGGAGAGCCUUCCCGGGAGCUGGACAGAGAACUUAGCACUGAGGAGGAAUCUGGUGAAGAACCAGGACGGAGAGCGGAGGUGUAUCAGCUACUGAGUGAACCACCGUUAGCAGAACAUCUUCUGUGCAGCGCAUCACCUGUGAAUUCAGAGUCAUCAUUACAGGAGAUAUGCAACCAAAGCAAGGAAUUUUCAGCUCCCGGUACUGCACCAGCCCAAUCCGGCGAUCCGGAACCUUCCACACCAACCGAGUCUGAACUCGCGUCCGACCCCAAUCCAUCUGAACCCAGAUCAGUGCCAGCGUGCGAUUCGCAGCUCAGAUCCACUGCGGAAGCUGACUUCGGCUCAGACGCAGAACUGGAAUCUGAACUUCAAGUACAAUCAGAUCCGAGUUCCACAUCUGAACCGCAGAUUGAAUCGGACUCAGAAUCAGACCUGGAAUCCGAGCAGGUUCUGGAGCUCUCUGGAGAGUCCGAGCAGGAGCUGGAAUCGGAUCCAGACUCCACCGCUGAAGUGACUCUGAAUCUGGAGCAGGAGUGUGAAUGGGAGGCGGAGCGAGUCGGUGCGGACGCGAGCGUGCAGGAGGAGGUGGGCGUGGUCGAGCGGGAGUGUGUGGAGAUUGAGAGCGAGGACUUCUGCGCCGUCUGCUCCAUCGGAGGCGAGCUGCUGUGCUGCGAUCGCUGCCCCAAGGUCUUCCACCUGACCUGCCACGUGCCCUCUCUCCUCAGCUUUCCCACGGGCGACUGGGUGUGCACUCUGUGCAGAGACGUGCAGCGGCCGGAGGUGGAGUACGACUGCGAGGGCUCCCGGCUGCGCCCACACACACAGCCAUCUGCACUGUCACCAUCUGACCUGAGGAAAUGUGAGAAGCUCACGCUGCUGAUCUACAGCAACAUCCUGAGCGCUCCGUUCCACGAACCCGUCAGCCCGCUGGCUCGUCAUUAUUAUCAGAUCAUCAAGAGGCCCAUGGACUUGUCUGUGAUCCGGAGCAGACUGAACACGAGCAGCUCGGCUCACUACAGCUCUUCCGAGGAGUUUGUGUCUGACGUGCUGCUGAUGUUUAAAAACUGUGCCAAGUUUAACUACCCGGAUUCAGAAGUGGCUCAGGCCGGCCGCAGUCUCCAGACCUUCUUCUUCUCCAAGCUCAGCGAGGUUUUUCCCGAGCUCAGCUGUCCUGCUCCUGACGACGACUCUGACAGCGAUGAUUACGAAGAGCCGGAGUGUGCGGCCGCCGUGGCCUUCCCCUGGCCUGAGCGGAGAGAGCAGAGCCACAGGAAGAGGAAGAGGAGGCGCUCGCUCAGCUGGAGGAGACAUCACUAUUAACCUCCUGUUCCAUGAUGGACUUCUGAAGCAUACUAGAUACACAGCUUCCAUCUGAGAGCUAAACCUGAUUCAAACUUUUUUUUUUAAAGUUCCCUUCUUCCUCCCCCUCCCUUAACUCUUUGUAAUCCUGUGCGUCACGCCGUUCCGCUGGAGGUUUAUAAACGAUGCUGCGAUGUUCUGCACUGCGAUGGACGUCACGUCAGAGCUUCUCUUUGGAAAGUUUUUGAUAUCUCACAGGUUGCUGGCGACUGCUGCUUAGUGGAUGUAGAUGAGCAAUGUCGAUUAAUAUACAGUAAUAUACAGUAUAUUUAUUAUAGAGAAUGUGAUAUUGUAUGUUUUGAUAUGCUUUAUACUCCCCGUAUAUAACCAGCUUUGACUUUUUCCUACUGUAGUAACCCAUUAGGCCUGUAGAGGGAGCGGUUUAUCAGAUCGCCUUAAGCCCAACAGCCGUUCACAUUGGACAGACCAUGUUGAAUUAAUUUUCCUCUGGCGAUUUAUCAAUCAAAAUAUUCCUCCUAUUCUGGAGAGGAACAUGGAUUCUGAUUGGACGUUGCUAAGUAACUCGUUUUAAAUAUGUAUAAUUGCUUAAAUGUUAAUUUAGUAAUGAUUCUGAAAUGUUCAAGGUAUGAAUUAUUUCUCAGGUAGAAGUGAAGGAGGAGUGCGGUUUAUUCCUCUGUAUAACUCACGUACAGGGUAGAUCAGAAAUGAAAAGCUCUUAAUAAUAAUAAUAAUAAUAAUAAUAAUACUUUGUAAUAGCGUAGAAUUUGUUCAUUUCUUUUUAACUAAUGUAAUUAUCUGGAUUAUUUGAGCUAUACAUAGACUUCAGUUUGCACUUCAGCUCAUUUUGCUUCCUUCAUAUAAUCCCUCUAUAAAUCAUUUACAGCUUUAUUUAAGACUGACGUCAUCAGUAUCUACUUUUUUAAACUUUUUAUUCUUCUUCUUUUUUUUAAUCUACUGUAUGUUCUGUACAGAUUGUAUAAAUAGUCCACGGUGAAUCUUGGUUAUUAACGGCUACUGCCAAAAUGAUUUUCACAUGUGACUGCGACUUUUUAGUUAAAUUUUGUAUUAUUAUUUUUUAAGUUUUACGUUGUUUUUUUUGACAAACAAUAUAAAUCACUUCGCUCUGGUACUCGUGACACUUUGUCAGUGUGCCAUAAACACUAGUCAUAAACUGAAGAUUUUGUUUAAUCACAAAGACUGCAUGUUCACACCGUGACGAGGUAAAGACAACGUCCACGCUUUUACUGUUGAGUUUGGACAUCAUUAUAAUAAUCCUUUAACAUAACAAACAGCUUCACUGACUUGCUUUUAUAAGAAUUAAACAUCCUGAAACUUCAA